AUGACGUCAAGAAUCAAAAUCACCGCCAACCCGCACUAUCAGAAGUCUGGCACGAAGUCUUAUUUGUAUGCCAUGCGUAAGUACCGUUUCACCCCGACAAAGGGUGGACCGUACAUGUACGGAACGACCUUGCGGCAGACUGGCAGACAGUACACCGAUAAGCCUGUCGGAGGCCGGGCCCAUUUGCAGCAGGUUAUGCAGAAGAAGAGUGUUGAUAGUGACCAGGUUGGUCAGGUUGGCGCCGACGAUAUUCAGAAUGAUGCUAUGUAUCUGGCUGAAGUGGGGAUUGGAAGUCCGACUCAGACGCUGAGUUUGGAUUUUGAUACUGGGUCUGCGGAUCUUUGGGUUUGGUCGACCAAGCUGCCUUCUCAGACUUUGUCGCAAUACAAGAAUCAUACUAUCUUUGAUCCGAGCAAGUCGAGUACUUACAAGGUGAAGGAGGGUUCGACUUGGAAGAUCUCGUAUGGCGAUGGUUCUUCGGCUUAUGGUUUGGUCGGCAACGAUAAUGUCAACAUCGGUGGACUGGUUGUCAAGGGCCAGGCUGUUGAAUUGGCCGAGCAGUUGUCUGCUCAGUUUGCACAGGGUGCCGGCGAUGGACUUCUUGGACUUGCAUUCGGCAACAUCAACACUGUUCAGCCUCAGGCAGUUAAGACACCUGUUGAGAACAUGAUCACGCAAUCCGAUAUUCCCAAAAGUGCUCAGCUGUUUACAGCUAAGCUGGGAUCUUGGCGAGACUCUGAUGAGCCGGACAAGGGCGAGUCAUUCUAUACAUUCGGAUAUAUUGACCAGGACACGGUGAAGACUUCUGAGGAGGAGAUCUACUACACGCCUGUGGAUAACAGUCAAGGAUUCUGGGCAUUUGAUUCUACUUCGGCGACUGUGAAUGGAAAGUCGAUUGCUCGGUCUGGAAACACCGCUAUUGCUGAUACCGGUACUACUCUGGCUCUGGUCGAUGACGAUACCUGUCAGGCAAUCUACGAUGCUAUUGAAGGGGCCGUGUAUGAUGAUGAGAACCAGGGUUGGAUCUAUCCUUCCAACACAGCGGCUGAUAAGUUGCCCGUUGUUACCUUUGCUGUUGGUGAUAAGCAGUUUGUUGUGCAGAAGGAAGAUUUUGGCUUCGCCGAGGCCAAGUCUGGCUAUGUCUAUGGUGGUAUUCAAAGUCGAGGUAGUAUGACCAUGGAUAUUCUUGGUGAUACCUUCUUGAAGGCGGUCUAUGCAGUCUUUGAUGUCGGCAACAUGCGCUUUGGUGCUGUGCAGCGAAAAGAACUUCAUCAGAACCUUUCUGUGCCUUCUUAA
Molecule: messenger RNA, 1296 nt
Organism: Penicillium antarcticum
Lineage: Eukaryota; Fungi; Ascomycota; Eurotiomycetes; Eurotiales; Aspergillaceae
Product: pepsin-like aspartic protease
Exons: 3
Coding region: 1-1296 (431 amino acids)
Biological process (GO): proteolysis
Molecular function (GO): aspartic-type endopeptidase activity
Source: RefSeq, a predicted model, not a curated record